AUGCUGCGGCAGCAGAUCCUUCGUGGCUCCCAGGACCAAACAGUGCUUCGAGGCAGCACUGCCUUUCAUCAGCGCAGUGCACCAGGUUACACAGACAUGGACGACCUUCAACCUGAAGGUGCUAAAGGCCGCGUGCGACAGCCUGCUCAGCUUUUGAAAGCUGCUCCAGAGGAGGAGGAGGCUUCGGACUCCGAUGCUGGCUCUUCCCAGUCACAGGAAGGGAACAGCGAGAAGAAGAUGAUCUUCGGUCCACUUCCUGAGAACCAGCCAAAGCGAAGGCGAAUCGCACUUGGAGGUCCUUCAGCUUCCAGUGGAGGUGAUGUGGUGGUGGAUUUCUUUUGA
Durusdinium trenchii is the source of this 342-nucleotide messenger RNA. The record is from the annotation of a GenBank genome assembly. NCBI's taxonomy places the organism in Eukaryota, Dinophyceae, Suessiales, Symbiodiniaceae.